AUGAACGUUGAAUUCCCGCGCGCCGCGGCCGCCGCUAACGCAGCUGCAUCAGAACUCUUAAUAUGGGAACGCUUGUUGAGCAAAUUCCAAAUGAGACCCGCCGAAGAUGAUGAGCCCCAGUCGUGGUGGAUUGCCUCGACGGCGAUCCCGCUGGUGGCUGCAGCCACGGGUCCCCUGGCGAAUGUCAUGUCCAUUGUCGCACUGGUGUCGCCAUGGAGAAAUAAGAUCAUCUCGUCCGACAUAGGACGCGCGGGUACCACGAUUCAGCACGGAUUCAAUGACCCUCACUGGGUACUGGCCCUGAAUGCUGUAUCACUCUUCUGGGGUGUGGUUGGCAAUGUGUUCUUGUUGUUCAACUUCACCCAAGUGGUGCGAUACAUUAUUGCUCUACCCGUGACCAUUUUUUCUUGGUUUCUUGCAACCUUCAUUCUCUGCGGGUUGACAGCAUCCAUGUCCAUCUAUAGUCCACCGAUCCCUCCCGAUGAGCUUUACUCCCAGCCAUAUUGGAGCGCUGUCAUCGCCGCAGUACUGUACUUUGUCCUGGCUACACUUCUGAUGAUUAAUAUGCUCGGCUACUUUUUGGGGAAGUACCCUCAACAUUUCUCACUCACCGAAGACCAGCGAACCCUGAUCCUGCAAAUGACUGCUUUCGUCAUUUGGCUGCUGAUUGGUGCCGCGAUCUUCCAAAGGGUGCUGGGUAUUGCAUUCGCCGAUGCCUUGUACUUCUGUGACAUCACUGUUCUCACUUUGGGGUUUGGCGAUAUCGUUCCCAAAAGCUCGGUGGGCAAGGGCCUCAUAUGGCCCUAUGCAGUAAUCGGCAUCGUCAUGCUGGGUUUGGUGGUUGGCAGUAUCCAUCAAUUUGCUCGAGAAGUCCACUACGACAAUGUCGUCCGCAAGCACAUCGAGAGUAAGCGCCAAGCCACAUUUGAUAGAUCGGUCACCAUUGAACAAGUCCGUAACGAUCCCAACAUUCAACUGCAAAACGUCAAGUUUGUCGGAGACCAUGGACCCCCACCCAGUAUCGACCAGCUUCAUCUUCGAAGAACCGUGAGUCGAACUGCUCAUCAACAUGAUCAUCAUAAUGGCCAUGAGAGCCAUCGAAGGCACGGUCCCAUUCAAACUACCAUCAAUACUCUCACAUCGGCUCGGCGGCCGCGAUUACUAGUCAUGCGAGAAGAGAAGGAUCGGUUCAUCGCGAUGCGGAAGAUCCAAGACGAGACGAUGCAGUUUCGCAGAUGGAACGAUCUCUUCAUCAGUGUGAUCGCCUAUGCGAUUGUAUGGACCGGAGGUGCCCUAGUCUUUUGGAGACUCGAAGACAUGUCUUAUUUCAAUGGGUUGUAUUUCUGCUUCUGCUCGUUGAUCACCAUCGGCUACGGGGAUUUCACACCAAAGUCAAACGCAGGGCGCCCCUUCUUUGUGGUGUGGUCACUGAUCGCCAUUCCAACCAUGACAAUGCUGAUAUCGCAAAUGAGCGACACCGUGGUCGCUGCAUAUAAGCGCUCUACAGGGAAGUUCAGCGACUACUUCGUCUUGCCUCAGUCGGUGGUGUAUAAAGAAGCCAUAUCUCGCAUCCCGUUUCUGCGAAAGUGGCUCCUGGCUCACCAGGAAAAGAAGCGCCUGGAGCGAGGUUUCGAAGUGGGCGCGGAAGCCGAUUCGAGAGACGGAAUGGCCGCGGAAGCCGAUUCGAGAGACGGAAUGGCCGCGGUGUCAUCCCCCUCGCAGGAACAAGCACCAGUUGUUCCGCUCCGUUCCCGCUCAAGUGGUGGCCAUCUGCUCCGCACAAUCGAAGAGCUUGCGUCUGACGCAAAUCCGUCGCCAUAUGAACUUGCACAGCGUCUCGCCUUUGCCAUUCGUCGGACCACCCAGGAUGCAAAGGAAGUCAAACACAAACGAUACACAUACGAGGAAUGGGUUGAGUUCACGCGACUCAUACAAUUCACAAAUCCCAGAUCACGACCCACCUCUUAUUCAGACCCAAGCGGAUCGUCCCAGCAACCAAGCGCCAGCCUUGAUGAGGAUGAAUAUGGCGUUCUUAACUGGGACUGGAUCGGUGAAGAUAGCCCCAUGCUUGCACGCCAGUCUGAACCUGAAUGGAUCUUGGACAGACUCUGCGAAAGCUUAGUCCGUUAUGUGGCGACACAGGAGAAAGCGUCGAUUCUGUCAAGAGGUGAGACUGACGAUGCUGCUGAGGAAUUCACUCUGAAGAAGGAGAGAGAUUUGGGGAUCGAAGACACCGAAGACACAUGA
Molecule: messenger RNA, 2247 nt
Organism: Penicillium diatomitis
Lineage: Eukaryota; Fungi; Ascomycota; Eurotiomycetes; Eurotiales; Aspergillaceae
Product: potassium channel family protein
Exons: 3
Coding region: 1-2247 (748 amino acids)
Biological process (GO): potassium ion transmembrane transport; stabilization of membrane potential
Cellular component (GO): membrane
Molecular function (GO): potassium ion leak channel activity
Source: RefSeq, a predicted model, not a curated record